Saprolegnia diclina VS20 is the source of this 654-nucleotide messenger RNA. RefSeq lists its product as hypothetical. The record is from RefSeq and is a predicted model, not a curated record. Lineage: Eukaryota; Oomycota; Saprolegniomycetes; Saprolegniales; Saprolegniaceae. The transcript has a single exon. Bases 117 to 497 code for a protein of 126 amino acids.
CGCCACUUGGCUGACCACUUGGUGCGAGUUCCCGAAAAGCAGCUGGUCGGUUCCGAUUCGAUUCGGUUGCCCGCAGCGAUACCGGUACCGACGACGACGACAACGACGACGAGAGGAUGCUGCAGACGGCGUGGACCGCGGUCGGCGUCGGCGGCGUCGCCCUCCUCCUGUACCUCUCGUUCACACCCCGCCCCGUGACGCUGCCUGUCGCAGGUGGCGACAAGGUCGGUCACGGCCUCGCGUACUGUCUCCUGACACUGUGGUGGGCGCAGUGUGUACACGGAACGGCCGUGCCAGCGCUCGUUCUAUCGUUUGCGCUGCUCGGCGUCGCGAUCGAGUACGUGCAAGGCGCGUCUGGCUGGCGCACCUUUGACGUCGACGACAUGCUUGCCAACGGGCUCGGCGCACUGUUGGGCGGCGGCCUCGCCCUCGCCACGCCCAACGCCUUGGACGCGCUCGAGCGCAUCCUACGGAAGCGAGACCGACGUCCAGAGUAGGCGUCGCUGUAAUCCAGCAUGCGAAUGACUUAGCCUGUCGAACCGACCUUGAUGCAAGAAGCAUCCGCGUACCCAAUGUACUCAGUACGAGUUGACAGCACGCAACGAACGCGACAGUCGGACCAGAUCGCCGUGUCAACUCAUACAAGUGCUUUAU